This is a messenger RNA of Marasmius oreades (fairy-ring Marasmius), 2112 nucleotides long. RefSeq lists its product as uncharacterized. Gene Ontology annotation, biological process: TORC1 signaling; cellular response to amino acid starvation; negative regulation of TORC1 signaling. The transcript has 6 exons. Gene Ontology annotation, cellular component: GATOR1 complex. NCBI's taxonomy places the organism in Eukaryota, Fungi, Basidiomycota, Agaricomycetes, Agaricales, Marasmiaceae. The coding region runs from base 1 to 2112 and encodes 703 amino acids. The record is from RefSeq and is a predicted model, not a curated record.
AUGGCAGAAACGCUCCUUGCAAUCCUCUUCGUAACUUCCUCCGCCAGAGGCUCUAAUCUUAUAUUUCGAUGGCCUCCGUUUCCUUCAGCACCUUUGAGACUUAGUCGUGCUCUAUCAGAGGGUCAAGGCAAUAUUUCGGAGGCUUCUUAUAAACGACGAGUACCUUCUAAACUGGACCUCACGUCCGAAAUUGGAAGUCCAUUAAAGGACAAUUCAGAGAUUUCAAAAUGUCGAAAUGAAUUUGACCAAGUAUUUGGCUACUCAUCGGAAUUCCUUGCUGGUAUUCUAUGUCCUCACACAUCUAUGUGCCACCAGAAGUUUGAACUGGUUGUCGAUGACCUUGCUUUCAUCGGACAUCCUGUCUGUGCAGACUCGGAUGGAGGAUGGAGGUUCAAACCUGAAAAAUCCAAACUUGGAGCCCGAGGACGGGAUUCUCGAAAUCGUCAAUCGUCCCAGGCGGAGAGUAUUCGUCGACAAUCUGCAAGUCCUAGCAGGAGUUCAUCCAUGGAGAAAGUCAUCUCCGCCAACCAGCCAGCCUGGUUGAGUACAUUUCAUCUAGUGAUGGUACUCGACCUGCCUGAUCCGUCUUCAUCCGCUACCGGAAAUGUCUCAAAGUAUUUUGACAUUAUGUAUGAGCAAGCCGCAUUCACCAUUGCUGCAGUCUUGUUUCAGGAGCAAGUCCUCUCGAACUUUGUUGAGAAAGAAUGUGACCUACUGGGAUCACUCAAGGAUGAUCAUAUCAAGAAAGUACUACCAUUUAUAGAUUUUUCGUCCAAAGCCAUGGAAACCUCCUCCUUGGCUCCGGCAAUGAAAGUCUUAUACGAGGCGAUAAAGUCAUCAUCCAUAGGACAUAUUUCACUCAACAAUGUUCUGGUGGAGAUACAAUUACCCCCUUACCUUGACACUUUGUUGCACAAUGAUGAAGAUCUUGACCACUGGGCGACAUUCAACGGCAGUGAUGGCGAGGACUUCGAGGCUUGGGGCCCUGAAAUGAAAUUUGGAUGGCGGUUACCUGCGCUAGUUCCGUGGAAAAGUUUGCUUUUGUUGGACACUAGCGACGGCUUUGAUCCCUUGUCAGAUUUGCAGAGUCCUUAUGUAUCUCCUGACGACCGGGAUUUCGCUGAUGGGUUGAUUAAGUUCCUCGAAACAGUUAAUGUCACUUUGUCUCUGGCCGACUUAGCCAGUCUUCUCGAUUGGGAACUAGAAUCUCAAGUUUAUCCAAUCGUGCGCUGGCUUGUACAGCAUCGACGGGCUAAGGUAGUUGACGUUGUGCACAGCGGUCUGAAGACCGUGUUCACCCUGCCCCCCAAGUUUGACCAUCGAUUAUCCAAUCUCAUUUCCGAAUUUGAGAAGGAUUUAGCUGGAUACAAUCUUCCACCACUACCUCAUAUUUUGUCAGACAUAUCGACGGCAUCUGCGAACCAAGCUGGGAAUCACUUUUUCGCUUCAGUAGUCCAAACGAAAGACCUAAUACCUAUAUAUCACGAAGUGGUAGUGUGGAUGCUGAAACGCGACAUGUUGGUUACCUUACACCUACGAAUUCGGAUUGUGGCGACCACCGAACUCAAAGCUAGGGUUCGAUCGGCUAGACAGAAAUUGAUAGCAAAGCAGAAGACCCGGAGACGUAGUGAAGGACACAAGGCAGACCGGGGUUCUUAUAAAGGAGGUACGACUUGGCUAAAUCUACCAUCUCCUCUCACAGAACGGCCCAUCCAUCGAGUGCCCUCUGUGGACUCGACGCAUAGCGAGUUGAGCGAGUUGGUAAUCGAAAGUGAACAGGAUGACUACAGUGAAAAUGAAGAAUAUGUUGAGGGGCUCGAGUCAUCGGAUGGUAGAGAGGAUUCAGGGUGGGAAACUGCAGAUGAUGAAAGGUUUUCGUCGAUUAUCAGCGAUCCUGGGAGGGCAACUCCCUUACAACGUCGUUGGUUAUCAGCUAUGUCAGUCGGGAAAGACCUUCAUAUCGCUCGACGAUUCGAAUUGUUGAACCAAUAUUUUGACGGACGAAGGACAGACGACGAAAUACUGUACAAAGCAGAGGUUACCAGAAGGCAACUUCGAGAGGUUCUUCAUCACUACGACGAAUAUCUACAGACGUUUUUACAUCCAUCAUGA